AUGUAUGGUUAUAGGCCUAUGAAGCAACAGAAAGAUGUUGGCGGUAGUUCACGCCAGCAACCUGUUUUAGAGGUUCCAGACUCGCCUGUGCAAAAUCAGACAAAGCUGAAACCAACCUCAGGUGGCCAGAAAAGACCCACUUCAUUUAGAAACGGAUCAGGAUCGAGAGGGGCGAGUCCAGUACCUGGAGCUGCUGGAUCGUUCAUAAACGGUGCACCUGAAUCUCAACCAUUUCCUAUGUUGUUUUCCACCGCCAAGAAACCUCGACUAGAUUCACCUACGGGUGAUGGACAACAAAAUGGCAAGAAACCAGAAAGGCUACAGUCGUUGGCUGAUCGCUUUUCAUACCGUGGUAAUGUAACCAGUCCAGCUGCUGCUAGUCCUACCACUACAGCCAGCUCUUCUGGUAUUUUGGGCAGAUACAGUGCGAUGCUGGAUGGUAAUGGAAGCUCAACUCGUCCAAGCAGCGCGGUUAAUAGUAAUCAACUGCCACCUAAUACAAGAGUUCCUUCAGUCCCAGUUAAUCGAGCACCGCCUAAUCUGAGAGUACCUAAUGGGCAAGUUAAUGGUUCACCUAGUAGCAUAUCCAAUGGAGCAUCAAUUGGAACUACAAAUGGCACGUCUGAAGGUGUUCCUAAAAGACCCACCAUGCCUGCUCUCACAAUCGAUGACAGUUUAGUCAACCAACUACAGGCAAUGUUUGAGAGUCCUAUUGCGACUAUUCGACUAGCUGUCAAGGUAUACAAGACGUUUGAAAUGGCCUCAGAAUGGCUUUCAAAGCUGGAGGCUAACAGAAAAUCUGAAGUUGGCAACGUUUAUGUUGGAUCUAAUGGCCAACCUGCUAAUUCUAGUACAAAAAUUGAAGUGUCAAAACCGACUCGAUCUAUUAGAGACAAAUUCAGUAGUUCCAGGCAACAACAAAAAUUGCAACAGGAGAGUAAGAAAGAGUUUUUCGACGACGAUGAUGAAGAAACACAUACCACUAGCGCGGCCAAACCAAAACGACGACUGGUCAAGAUGUACGAAGAGGAAUAUCCUGUAUCAGACGAUAGUGAUGUUGAAGACGAGUAUCUUAGUGCAUCGGCCAUAGAGUUUGAAACCCGUCUUUUAGAGUUCUUGAAUACUGCUUCGCUUGAGGAUGUUGUCGACGUGUCGUCCUGUCCGGAAGAACAAGUACAACUUCUCAUCGAGGCACGGCCGUUAGCGUCAUUGGCUGCUGCUCGUGCUGUGAACAUUCAAGAGGUGAAUGACGGCAAGACAAAACGACGAGGUGGUCAAAAGAAGACCGUAGGCGAGAAGAUCGUUGACGCCAGUUACUCGGUAAGUUUUGAUGGGGCAUUUGUCUCCGGCGGCUGGGGCUCUGCCCCAGACCCCGUGGCUCCUGCUUCGCAAGAGGUGUACGGGAACGUCUACUAA
This is a messenger RNA of Sugiyamaella lignohabitans, 1416 nucleotides long. Its product is annotated as fun thirty related protein Fft1. Lineage: Eukaryota; Fungi; Ascomycota; Dipodascomycetes; Dipodascales; Trichomonascaceae. The coding region runs from base 1 to 1416 and encodes 471 amino acids. The record is from RefSeq and is a predicted model, not a curated record. The transcript has a single exon.